Messenger RNA from Orbicella faveolata, 1389 nucleotides. RefSeq lists its product as uncharacterized. NCBI's taxonomy places the organism in Eukaryota, Metazoa, Cnidaria, Anthozoa, Scleractinia, Merulinidae. The record is from RefSeq and is a predicted model, not a curated record. Gene Ontology annotation, molecular function: protein binding.
GCAAGAAAGAGGAGCUGUUCUAGUAGAAGAGCACCCAGAAUCUUCAUCAAGUGAGGAGUUACUGUUUUCUACACCACAAGAUAGAGAAGUCACAUACAAAAAGAAUUCUACAUCAACCCGGCGCAGGAAAAGUAAAACCGACUCGAAGGAGCUUCCUACACCGAUCAACGCGCCGGUAACAUUCCAUCCCCCACCCUCACGGUCAGAUGUGGUGAGACGGGAAUAUGACAGACAGAGAAUGGGGCUGCAGUCAAGUGGCGGACUGUCAGCGGAUGCGCGGCCUAGAGAAUUGACAGAAGCGGCUAGAUCUGCUCCCAGGCAAAAGAAAACCAGCCCUAAAUCAGAAAGUUCAAGGACAGCUCGGUUCCAGUACGACGCCGGCGGCGCAACUCCAAGGUUCCCGGAUUACGAGGCUCGAUUGGCCGAUCAACAAGAGAUGGCGAUUUUAGCAGUUAUGAACGAAAAAGAGGCUCUUAUAUUACAGAAAAGAAAAGAUAAGCAAGCUCUAGAUGACUGGAGGGAGCGGACCAAACUUCUGCGUCAACAAAAGCAACAACUUGCUACCAUGAAGGGCUCAACACCUGUCGAGGUAAAAGCCCCGUAUGGAACGGAAAAGUCAGCCAAGGAAGAGGAAAAGUCUCCUCAUGGCUACGCCAAGCAAUUGAAGGAACUUUUAGAAGAACGAGAUGGAAAAGGAGCAGCAAGAAGGGCCCUAGGGGAUCGCGAGUUGGAGACUAGAAUCAAAGUGCACAUGGAAAAAUUAAAAGAACACCGCAAUAAAGCGUAUGGAUCGGUACAAGAAGAGCUCGAGUCCGCCAGAAGGAACUUAGAAAUGGCUCGACAGUUUCAGCGCGAGGUAAACGACAGAAAAGAGUUGGAAUAUCGCUUGAGGGCCUUCACUGGCGACGAUGUGACGUCAUCCCUCUGGAGCUCAAAGACAAAGACGAAAAAUGUUCCUAAGUAGACACAAGACUGCUCCAAGAAAAUCAUGUACAUUUGACUUAAAGAAAUUUUUGCAGAGUGGACAUUAGAAGUUUUAGAUUAAUAUAUGAUAUUUUUAUUUGAUUCGAGAAUUUUGGUUAGUGAGAAAAAAACGUUGCAGAGUCAAUUUGCUCAGAAAAUUACUUAUUUAUAUAUUUGGGAAUAGACGCUUUUUGAGUUGACUUACCUCUUCCUAUGUUGCUAUUUUUUUGGGAAGAUUCAGAGCAGUGUAACUGAACACAAUUUGAAAUUGAUUGCACCAGAUUAAAAAGUUCAAUUAGAAUACAGACUUGGUACUUUGACGAUGUAAUUAACUGUCCAGAAAGGAGCUAUUAAGAGCGCGACCAUACUGUUGUAAAAAUGACUUGAUUUAAAUAAUUCACCGUUACAAAUAAACUUGAAUAUACA